UGGUGGCCAGUCUGUCAGCCUUGGUUUCGGCAUUUCUAGGAACCUCAUGGACUUGGGCUACUGUUGCCUCGGCCAGCAGUGCAGCUCCAGGGUCCCGCCUGACUUGGUCCUAGCGAAAGGGCUUCCCCAAAAGAGCGGCAGGUGGACAUUCCUGGGGUCUCGGGAUGACAUUGCCAAUGUGCCAAGUGCCUUGGGAAGCCUAGAAGCUACACUCCUCUGUAGGCACCUUUGCCAGCAAGCAGUUGAGCUAUGGACUCCAACCUGCAGGGGACAUUUCUCCUCAGCAACCCUUCUCUGCCCCCAUUCCCGGAAGUGAAAGCCCCCAUGUGCCAGUAUUCGGUGCAAAAUUCCUUUUACAAGCUCAAUCCUCCUGGGCUGAGUGCCCAGUUGGCGUCCGGCACACCGCACGGCAUCAGUGACAUCCUCAGCAGACCGGUGGCUCCUCCAAACAACAGCCUCCUGUCCGGCUACUCCCAUGUGGGGGGAUUCAAUGGACUGGGCACCCAGAGCAUUUACUAUGGCCCCCAAAUGGGCAGUUUUGCCAAGACGGGAAGCGAAUAUGGAGCCAGGGGCAGGAGCUGCUGGGCAGACCCAGGCCCGGAGUGGCAUGAAGGUCGAGUAUGUGGCAAUUCCACAGGGCACGUAGGUGACGGCCUCCACAAGAAGAAACAUACGCGGCCAACCUUCACAGGGCACCAGAUCUUUGCACUGGAGAAAACCUUUGAGCAGACCAAAUACUUGGCUGGGCCUGAGCGGGCACGACUGGCAUAUUCCCUGGGCAUGAGUGAAUCCCAGGUGAAGCGCUCUAAGAUGUUCCCUACUCCCUCAGCUGACAUCUGGCUCCCAACCCAAGCAUCCACCACUUCAGUUUCCAAGGAUUCAUCUGAAGUAUAUGUGGACACCAGAGAGGGUUGCCAGCUUGCCAUGAAGAGAAAGCUGAUCUUCUUGCCAAAAAGAUACCUCCAAGUUAAGUUUGGCCUUUGCCAGAAUCCCACGACUAGAAGCUGCCUGUUUAUUUUCUAAAAUUCAGCCUUCAUUUCAAAAUGAUGGCCGCCUAUCCUAGCAGAGUAUGUGACAGAUUGACAGGCCGAUUUUGGUUCUGAAGUAGGGUAUGAUGAAUUGAAGUGUUGAGGACAACUAUACCCAAUCUGGCAAUUUCCACAUCUGCUGAGGCUACAUCUUGUUGAGUUUCCAGCAAACUCUCUAUAGAGCUUUGAACAUGCCGGCAGAGAAUUCAGAGGCUGACAGUCUUAUCCAGGGGUGUCCUCAGAGAUAAGGACAAAAAAGUCAAGAUGGCAAUCACAACCAUGCAAUUGGAGCCCUGACUUUUUUUAAUGUGACACACAUAAAAUGACCCAUCUCUGUGGACACUCCUGGUCCUAUCAUGCUUGGAAAGGGCCAAUCUGGGAAUGGCUCUUUAAAAGUUCAGGAGUUAAUCGCUUUGAUGUCUUGGUUAUUCCUUUUUGAACCUUGUUCUUUCUUCCUUUCUUUUUUCAAAAAAAAAAUGUGGUUAUGGAUUGCCUCUAAAUUAAUAAUUAAAAACUAUUGCCCAUCUCAACCCAUUAAUGCAGCCACCCCAUUAAAGUAAGUUCAGUCAAUUAAUUUUGUGAGCUUGUCAGCAGAUUAAUUAUGUGAUUACAUCUUCAUAAAUAUGAGCAGAAAUUAACUGUUCUGAAGUGGGGAAAAACAGACUUUGGUUUCAAAUAAUACGUGCAUCGCUGCCUUAGGAAAAGCACCUUCUUCCAUGUGAGAACAAGGAAAAUGUUUAAAAGUGCUUUUUAUUUUUAAAGAUGUCUGUUGCCCAGUGAGGUGGAAAACAUUUCUUGAUAUUUUGCUUUGGCCCUCCAAAGGUUUUAAACCAAGGGAUCAAAUCAAUGAAUUAAUUGUACCACAUUUUGCCAGAUCUUUGUCCUCAGAAGCAAGGUGGCAAUCACAGAUUUAUCUUCCUGAUGGCCACCGCUCUCUUUCUUUGCUCCCUCUGGCAACCAUUUUCCUCCCCCCACAGCAGUCUCUCUGGGGAGGGUCCAUCCCAUUGGCCCAAUAUUUGGACUACUUGCUUGUCAAGACGGGGCCAAGGGGCAUAUGUCUCAGGUGCUGUAGAUGGCCCACCCCGAGCUCAAAGCAGAAGGUUGGCAAGUCUAGGGAACAGAUGUUCUUGUGACCCAGGGAGCCCUGAUGGCCUUGCCUCCCACCCCUCCU
Molecule: messenger RNA, 2199 nt
Organism: Python bivittatus (Burmese python)
Lineage: Eukaryota; Metazoa; Chordata; Lepidosauria; Squamata; Pythonidae
Source: RefSeq, a predicted model, not a curated record